AUGAUUUAUUCUAAAAUGAUAGAAAAAGAGGAGGAUCUUCAUUGUAGUUUAAAACAUCAACUUCCUAUUUUAAUGGUUAAUUGUGAUGCAAAUUUAAAGAAGAAUGAAAGACUAUUAUGUCCUGAAUGUAUGGAAAAUUUGGAAUCAAUAGCCUAAUUAAUGAGUUUUAAGAAAAUUAAUUAAUAUAUUCAAGAAAUACAAAACUACAAGAAAGAAUACAUUGAGGAUGUGAUUAAAAUCAACACGAAACAGAUUGAAUAACUCUAAAAAGAAUUUUAGAAAUUAAAAUCAAAUGUUAUUCAAUAAUUAGAUAUUUUAACUGGAAAUAUUGAUGAAUGGAUCAAAAAUGUAUAAAUAAUUGGAUAAGAAAAUGUUACUUAUAGUUUUUUUGAUGAAUUGGAAAAUAUUAUUAGCAAAACAAAGGCCAAUGAUUUCAAUUAGAAUUUAAUAAUUGAUUAAAUUAAUUAAAUCAACUAAACAUGGUAUCAAAAGAUUAUUAUUAAACUAAAUUUUGUUUCAAUAAUUUUAGGAAAAUGAAUUAUGUGAUGAUAUAUUAAAACAACUGGGAAAAUUAGAUUAAAUAAAAGAGAAUAUCCUAAAAUCAGAAAAGCUGUAGAUUUUACAAAAUCAUGAAUAGAAUUAAUUUAAAAAAUAAUAGAUUAUGGAUGAAUAAGUUGAAUUGAAAUUAAUUGAUGAUUCAAAUAAAUAGAGUUCAAAAUGUAAUGCAAUAGUUUUUGAUAGCACUGGAUCAAUAAUGAUUUCAUGUGAUAAAGAAUAGAUAAAAAUUUGGAAUUUAGAUUAAGGAAGAUUUACUAAAUAGAGUUCUUAUACUGCCCAUAAAAGCGAUGUCACAUGUUUAGAAUAUAGCAAAAAUAACAAUAAUUUUAUUUCUGGUUCAUUAGACAAAAAAAUAAUCUGUUGGAAAUAAAUUAACCAAAAGGAGUGGAAGUUUUCAGAACCAUAUGAAUGUGAAAAUAAAAUUUAUUGUUUUAUUUUAAAUAAAUAAGAGGAUCAACUUAUUUUAGGAGGAGUUAAUCUUUAAAUUUAAAUUUGGUAGGUCGAUUUUAUCAAGAACGAGAUGUCAUUUUUGUAUUCCUUAGAUAAACAUGGCAACUCUAUAUUUUCUUUAAGUUUUAAUUAAUAUGAAACUGUAUUGGUAUCGUGUGGAUAUCAUGAAUUUAUUUUAUGGGAAAAAGGCCUAGAGGGAAAAUGGGAGUAUAAAGAUAUCCUUGAAUAGAUUAAGUAUUUAUUGAUAAAUUUAUUAUAAUGCAUAACAUAACAUACAUAAAUUGAAUGUUCUAAGAACGAAAUCUUACUUUUAAUUUCACCUAGUAUAAAAAAAUGAUGGUACAAAUUGCUGGAGAGAAAAUUAUCUUUACUCACGAUUAACAAUUACUAUGGGUACCGUUAGAUUUAUAUAUUAAUGAUCUAUUUGUAUUUGAAUCAUAGAAUGGAGCUUUUUAGUUGAAUUCAAGCAAAACGAUCACUUUAAUUAGGAAUCAUUAAUGUCAGGAUUCUGAUUACUUUCCAAUUCUAUACAAUAAAGAUAGAAACAUUAUAAUGAUAAGACACAAGCAUCAUAUUUAUUUAAUAAGAGAACUGAAUGAUUUAAGAUUGCUGCAAAAUUAAAUAUUUAAUGUCAUGAAAUUUAUGGGACCAUAACCAAUGAUGGAUAAUAUUUAGUUUAUUGGGAUUCAAAAAGUAAACAAUAUUCAGCAUAUGAGAUAUUAUUUAAAUAAAUCAAUAGGGAUCUAAAAAUGA
Messenger RNA from Paramecium octaurelia, 1761 nucleotides. Lineage: Eukaryota; Ciliophora; Oligohymenophorea; Peniculida; Parameciidae. The record is from the annotation of a GenBank genome assembly.